Amphiprion ocellaris (clown anemonefish) is the source of this 7019-nucleotide messenger RNA. Its product is annotated as ubiquitin-protein ligase E3A. NCBI's taxonomy places the organism in Eukaryota, Metazoa, Chordata, Actinopteri, Pomacentridae. The transcript is spliced from 11 exons. The coding region runs from base 219 to 2900 and encodes 893 amino acids. Gene Ontology annotation, biological process: protein polyubiquitination; ubiquitin-dependent protein catabolic process. The record is from RefSeq and is a predicted model, not a curated record. Gene Ontology annotation, molecular function: ubiquitin protein ligase activity.
GCAUGGUGGGACGUGGGCUGCUCGUGAAGUGAAGAUGGCUGCGGAGCUCAGGCAGAGCAGAGACCCUGCGGGAGGAAGGCCGUGAAUGAACUUUAAUACACUAAAUCCUUCGAUCACACUCAAACCGUCGCGCUGUCGGAGUCGCAGUCAGCCUGUGGAGGACUUAAAACAUUCACAAACAGCAGCAGGAUAACAAACAACUGAGGAUAAAGUCUCGUAUGAAUUCCGACGAGAAGGAGGACUGUGAGUGUGCGCCACCACAGGCCGAGACUAGCCCCGCCGGAGGAGCCGAUAGAGAAUACGAGGAGCCUGAAAUAGAAAACCCAGAAGCAAGCCGAAUGAAGCGAGCAGCUGCCAAACAUCUGAUAGAGCGCUACUACCACCAGUUAACGGAGGGCUGUGGGAAUGAGUCUUGCUCCAACUCAUGGUGUGCCUCGUCGGUCGGCUUCAACCGCAUGGACAACAAUGCAGCGGCGGUCAAAGCCCUGGAGCUCUACAAGGUCAACGCCAAGCUGUGCGACCCCCACCCCUCGAAGAAAGGCACCGCCUCGGCCUACCUGGAGAGCAGCAACUCAGCCUGCAGCAACAGAAAGAUGAACCACAAAGAUGUCCACUCCGUACGGGACAACUUCAAAGAUGUAAAUUAUCUGACAGAGGAGAAGGUGUAUGAGAUCCUGGACAUCUGCGGGGAGAAGGAGGAUUACUCCCCUCUGAUCCGGGUCAUCGGUCGGGUGUUCUCCAGUGCUGAGGGUCUGGUUCAGAGCUUCCGGAGGUCCAAACCUUACACCAAGGAGGAGCUAAAGUCUCUCCAGGGUAAAGAUGAGGACAAAGAUGAGGAUGAGAAGGAGGCAGCCGCCUGCUCUGCUACAGCCAUGGAGGAGGACUCCCCCACCUCAUCUUCGUCGUCUCGGCUGGGAGAAGGCUCCUCGGGGGAAAACGACGUCCAGAAGCUGGCUCCUGAUGAGGUGUCGGUGGACAUCGAAGCCGUGCGGCGGGUCUACGAGCGCCUCCUGUCCAAUGAGAAGAUAGAAGCCGCCUUCCUGAAUGCGCUGGUCUACCUCUCUCCUAACGUGGAGUGUGACCUGACGUACCACAACGUGUAUUCACGAGACCCAAACUACCUGAACCUGUUUGUUAUCGUGAUGGAGAACAGCAACCUUCACAGCCCAGAGUACCUGGAGAUCGCUCUGCCGCAGUUCUGUAAGGCCAUGAGCAAACUCCCGCUGGCGGCCCAGGCCAAGCUGGCUCGCCUGUGGUCGCAUUACAGUGUCGAGCAGAUCCGGCGCAUGGUGGAGACCUUCCAGCAGCUCAUCACCUACAAGGUGAUCAGCAACGAGUUCAACAGCCGCAACCUGGUGAACGAUGACGACGCCGUGGUGGCGGCCACCAAGUGCUUGAAGAUCGUCUACUAUGCAAACGUGCUGGGCGGCGACCUGGACAUGGAGCACAAUGAGGAGGAGGACGAGGAACCCAUCCCAGAGUCCAGCGAGCUCACACUGCAGGAGCUGCUGGGCGAGGAGCGGCGGAACAAGAAGGGCCCCCGGGUCGACCCACUGGAGACGGAGCUGGGGAUCCGCACCAACGACUGCCGGCGGCCGCUCAUUCCCUUCGAGGAGUUUGUCAACGAGCCUCUGAACGAGGUGCUGGAGAUGGACAAGGACUACACUUUCUUCAAGGUGGAAACUGAGAACAAGUUCUCCUUCAUGACCUGCCCCUUCAUCCUGAACGCCGUCACCAAGAACCUGGGUCUGUACUACGACAACCGCAUCCGCAUGUACAGCGAGCGGCGCAUCACCGUGCUCUACAGCCUGGUCCAGGGGCAGCAGCUCAACCCCUACCUGAGGCUCAAAGUACGCAGAGACCACAUCAUCGAUGACGCUCUGGUCAGGCUGGAGAUGAUCGCGAUGGAGAAUCCUGCAGACUUGAAGAAGCAGCUCUAUGUGGAGUUUGAAGGAGAGCAAGGUGUUGAUGAAGGAGGUGUUUCCAAAGAGUUCUUUCAGCUGGUGGUGGAGGAGAUCUUCAACCCAGAUAUCGGCAUGUUCACGUACGACGAGCGCACCAAACUAUUCUGGUUUAACCCGUCAUCAUUUGAGAAUGAGGGUCAGUACACUCUGAUCGGCAUCGUCCUGGGUUUGGCCAUCUACAACAACUGCAUCCUGGACGUCCACUUCCCCAUGGUGGUCUACAGGAAGCUGAUGGGAAAGAAAGGAACCUUCAGGGACCUAGCCGACGCCAACCCGGUUCUACACCAGAGUCUGAAGGAGCUGCUGGAGUACGAGGGCAGCGUGGAGGAGGACAUGAUGAUCACCUUCCAGAUCUCCCAGACAGACCUGUUUGGGAACCCACUCAUGUAUGAUUUAAGGGAAAAUGGGGACAAGAUUCCAGUCACAAACGAAAACAGAAAGGAAUUCGUGGCUCAGUACUCGGAGUACAUGCUGAACAAAAGUGUGGAGAAACAGUUCAAGGCGUUCAGGAGAGGCUUCCACAUGGUCACCAACGAGUCGCCGCUCAAAUACCUGUUCAGACCGGAGGAGAUCGAGCUGCUCAUCUGUGGAAGCAGGAACCUGGACUUCCUGGCGCUAGAAGAAACGACAGAAUAUGACGGCGGUUACAACAGAGAUUCUCGAAUCAUCAAGGAGUUCUGGGAGACUUUGCACUCAUUCGGUGAGGAGCAGAAGCGACUCUUCCUGCAGUUCACCACCGGCACUGACAGAGCACCCGUAGGAGGGCUGGGCAAGCUGAAGAUGAUCAUCGCCAAGAACGGCCCCGACACAGACAGGUUACCGACGUCUCACACCUGCUUUAACGUGCUGCUGCUGCCGGAGUACAGCAGCAAGGAGAAGCUGAGGGAGAGACUGCUGAAAGCCAUCACCUACGCCAAAGGCUUCGGCAUGCUCUGAUCCCGUCCCUACAGAGUCCCACCUUCCCUAUCAGACACAAUCUACAGGUGACCACAGUAUGUUUCCAUCAUGAACGAGGACAGAUGGUUGUAGUUCUGCUGCUGUGCUUCAUCAUCCACGUCAGUGUGAGCACAGAGACCUCUGAACGCCCACUCCCACUCCCACAUCCACACCAUGUGAAUGUGCUGCAGCCUCCCGUCUUUGUUUCUAUGUACAGAGAGGAUCAUCUUCCUUCUUAUUUAUUUUAAGGUUAAAUGGCUUAUUUUCACGCCUGCCUGCGUAGGGGAAGGGGUUAAUAUGAAAUUAUGUAAAUUCUGGGAUGAAACAGAAACCAGUCCAUAUAAACCCAGUUUACUGAACAGAACCAUGUUAGAGGAACUCUAGAGUAGUUUUACUGCUAAUAUUCCCCCUUGGAGACAGAAUCCGCUGACCAUUCCACUCACAUCGUUCCUCCAAAUCCAUUCUGAUCGAGGUAACCGUCUGGUUCCUGUCAUCCGGUCCAGAUAGGCUCAUUAUCAGAUCUUCUUCUGGACCUUCCCCUUCCUGGGACUCGGCAGGUUAGACUCAGAUCCCGUCAGAGCUGUGUAAGUGCACUUAGACAUUUUCAGAAUGUUUGUUUUCCGGCCACAGGUUGCCAUGAUUGUUGAAGCGUUUUAUUUCCUUGUCUUCCUGUGUUGAUUCUAAAUAAAACCAGUGUUUAUAUAUGAGUGCAGUUGGAACUACAGCACCGAACUGCAGUGAUGGACGUAGAGUUGUUCUUGUGCCAACCUGUUCAGUCAGUGGAUAGGAGGAGGAGCUCUGUUGAUCGGGAACCUUCACAUGUGGAAAUGUGCACGGAUGAAGCUUUGUGGUCUUGGGCUCAUCGGACCUUCUGGCUGUGGUUACACCUGUCGUAGUUGUCUCCAAGACAAACUACAACAAUAAGACGCUUCCUUUGCUGUUAGGCCCUCAAAGCUAAAUACUGUCAGUGCAGAUUAUUGAACAGCUUAUUUCAGAAAAGCUGCUGUGUCCUCCUGCUGUCAGCCUUUCCUCUAACCUGCACUGAACACACAGAAACACUCGUCAGAUUUAGUUUGGAUCUGUGUGUAAAAGUGAAACAGCUGUAACCACUGUCAGUUUUUCACAAUAAAGUGCUGAAUAGUUCUUUGAAGUGUUAGAAUCUGAACUGUGAAUCCAUCCCCCACAGAGCAGGCAGAUGUUUGUGUUUUUAGUUCUCUGAUCGGUGGAUUUGGCUGUGAUUUGAAGGACUCGAUGUCUCCGUGAUGUUCCUGCACACAGUUCUCUGGUUUAAAUCCUUUUUUUUUUUUUUUUUUUUUUAAACCAACAACCUGGGUCUUGUUUUGUACUUUUGGCCUCAGUUCUUUUCAUUUCUUUUAAAUUGAGCAUUUUCAGUAGAGCGCUACAGGAUAAGUCACCGGGCAGCUUUUAGAUUCAUCUGCAGUUUACCCGCAUUAUUUCAGCCACUUACUGAAAGUAAAACAUCUCCAUACUGGAAGUAUUAGAUGUUUACAGUGCAGUGAAGAGGUGAGUACACACCUGGGCAAUACCAUUAUUAUCAGUUACCUUCUAGUAGCUGCAGUACUUUUACUGCUGACUUCUACAGCUGGGUAUUUGCUCUUAUGGGAAAUGAAAAAAAUGAGUUUAUGUCUAUUGAGUCAAAAAUACAGCCUCCAUAGUAGAAACUCAAUGCAGCAGGACUCAGUGCAACUUUCUUUUGUUGUUUCUUCUUUAACAGUCGGUGUUUUUACUUAGUUUUUGCGUGUGAUUUUGGGUCAGUUUGGAACUUGGAAUUCUCCUCAUCUGCUGAACCAGUCCUCUACUCAGCCAGUAGUUUUUCAUGGUUCCAUCUAUACAUGUCAUCUCUGCAACACCUUUUACACUCAUAUAGCCCCACACCAUCACACCUCCACCUCCGUGCUUCACUGUCAGCACCAUACAUCCACAUUUACUUCUAACAUGCUGGAAUCCAUCUGAGCUGAAUAAAUAUAUCUUCAUCUGAUCAAAUAAUUAUUAUCAGACUUCUUUUUAAAAUUUGAUUUAAUUUUGUAGUUCUUAAGGUUCAAUAUAUCCAGAAAAUCCAACUUCUAGAACCAACAUUUUGCACUUUUUUCCAUUUUUUGAAGACAAAUACUCAAAAAUUUGUCCUCUGCUGCAGUAAUUCUAUGAUUUGUUUCUACUAGAGACAUGUUUUUCUGUGUCCUCACCAAAUUUCAUGGUUCUGGGGGUUAUAUUUCUCAGGAUAUUGAGCUUAUAAAUUGGCUUCACAGGUUGGAUGUUAUUUUGGGGGUCUGAAAAACCUUUAAAUUCAGCCAAGAUGUUUUACAGGGUUUAGUUUUGGGUCUUAAAUGGAGCAACACUACCAUCUAAAAUGACACAGACAGACGCACUGUUCAGUUGCUAUCACACAAAAUGAAGCUUUACAGAAUUUGUUCAGUGUUCUUAGUAUUUCUAUUGACAAGGAACAUAUUUAAAUCACCUUUACAGCUCUCAUCUGAUGGAACUUCUAUCCAGUGUUCAUCAGACUUCUUUCUGAUCUUCUGUUUUUUUUUUUUUCUUUCUUGGACAUCAUCCACUGAGGCUGACAUUCUUAACUGUCACAGAACCUCUGAUUUCCACUGAUCAUUGCUGUUCCCACUCUGAAACACCAGUUAAUGUGCUGUUGUUGACAUUAUUUUAGGACCACUGCACGUCUGAUUAGUGGAACCAUCGCUCGUUUUUUUCCACUGUUAGUUGGUCACUGAUUUUCAUAUAUCCUUCUUAGAUGUUUGAAGUUUCUUUUCCUCUGGGAGUUAAAUUCUAUGUGAUGCAGACAUGCGUAGUCCACAGGUCCAGAAUUGACAACGUUCUGGUGUUUUAUAGUUCAUGCUAUCAGGAAAUCACGGGUGUUCUUCGUGUUGUUGAAAUGAUCACAGGUUUUCUAAUGUUGGUGAUCACGGGUGGAUUCACUUUAGUCGCACUGAGUUUCUACUUUGGAGCUUCUAUUUUUUCUGCUGUUGAACUUAGAAAUCAUGCAGUUGUUGAAAGCUGAUUCAGUUUUUAAUCAUUUAACAUUUAAAUGAUGUUGCUCAGGGGUGUACUCACUUCAGCUGUGGCAGGUCCUGAUAAAAAUCAAAGACCAUGGUCAUUGUGAUGAGUUCCAUGAUGAGCCUCAAGUUGCCUUUCAAGACUCAGUUUGACUCUUGUACUGGAUGGAAAUUAAUGGAGUCACCUCGACAGUGUGGGGAGAAAAACUACAAAAAUCAGAAACUAGCAUCCAUUAAAAACUGUAGAAUAGCUACUAAACCUGACUGGUCCUUAAACUUUGAGCUUUUAGUUUCACUUCCAAUACAUGGUUGAGAUAAUUUGGGUAAAUUGUGGACAUAAAAUACUCACAUUGAUGUAAAUCUGUGCAUUUCCCUCAUCAUUAGAUCUGGUAUUAAAUGCUGUAGCGUUUCAUCUCACAGCUCCUACAUGAAGCCGGCUCAGGUGUCGUCCUGAUAACACCCGAGCCUUCAACAGUCUGCUGAUGUGUGUUUUUAUGUGCACUUAAGAGGUGGUUGUUGGUCGGAGGUUGAAUCUGUGGCUUCUCCGCCAGAGGACGAUCUGAUUGGUUGAAAUGCUGCUCAGUGCCCACGACAUGCCACUAAACCACGGUGCUCAGACCACCGCAGGACACCACAACUCUGAGCCAAUCUUUCUCUUCUGAUUUCUUCUCAUCUUUAUGGUUUCAGCCAGACCUGGGCCUCAUGGUGUUGGACAGUACCUUUUACUGUUUUUGGACAGAACAAGGAGUGCCUAAACAUGUGGACAAACACUGGACUGUGUUGGAGAGUCUCUGCAGUAAACCUUAAAACAAGGUUGUCGUUACUUCCAGCUGUUGUUGAGCCCAGGUCUGGCUCCAGCUGUUCACCAUUACUGUACCUCUGUUUCGUAAUGCUGAAGAUGCUGCUCGCCUGGACAUGUGAACGGGCUCUAGAGCCUGCUGACGGUAAACGGUGAAGGGUCAACCUGAUCUUGGAAAGGGAAGCAGUUUUCAUCGAUUGGUUUGAUGCAACAGUUAAAUUCUACAAACGGACGAAAGGCUCAAAGUAUUCAGUGUUGUGAAAACAUGCUAAAUAAAGAUGACUGCUUUUUUCCAGA